AUGGUCCAACAAUUGUUUACUAAACACAAAAAAUUGUUUAUUGAAGAUACGAUCUGGAAAGAUAAUACAUUUAUUUUCUCUUGUUUUCAGGUCCUGCCUGGGUUAUACAUAGGGAAUUAUAGGGACUCCAAGGAUUCGGCUCAAUUAAAUAAGUACAAUAUUACACAUAUUUUGGCAGUUCACGACGCUGCAAGAAGAAUGCAUUCGGAUAAGCACUACCUUUGCGUUCUGGCCUCGGACUCUCCUGAUCAAAAUUUAACGCAAUACUUUCCCCUCUGUAACGAUUUCAUCCAUGCGGCCAGGUUAAGGGAAGGGAACGUUUUAAUCCAUUGUCUGGCCGGAAUGUCGAGGAGCGUUACUGUGGCUGUGGCCUACAUCAUGACUUGCACGAAUCUCUCGUGGAAGGAGGCGCUGAAAGUAGUAAGAGCAGGCAGGGCUGUAGCGAAUCCCAACCUCGGUUUCCAGAAGCAACUCCAGGAUUUCGAAGACUCUAAACUGCUUGAGGAACGCAGACGGCUGAAGGAGCGAUUCCCCAGUUUGGCAUUGGUGACCCUCGACGAGGAGCAGUGCGCCCUUAUGCUAAAUAAUUACGAGCAGCUAUUGCUCUCCCGUACAAUCUGCGAUGGUAGAUGCGUCAUGGGACAGCAGUGUCCCACGGGUGUCUGCAGGACUUCAGAAACCAGAAGGUCACGGCGUAGAAGUAGCAGAUCUCAAACGGAUGCGAGGACCUCGAGUGUCUCGAGGAGUCCGAGCGUGACGAGCUUGAGACCGAGAUCAGGUCCUGCCGGUUUACACACCUACACCGGUUCUGCCCCUCCGUCCCGAUCCACAUCCAGAGUGGAUCUAACCAGUGGAAAUUUAACCGCUCCAGCAACACCCCAUCCAAGUCCGCCUGUAUCACCAAUCAAAAGAAGAACAGUCACCAGGCACGUCCCGUUGAAGGAAGUUACUGGAACAUAGCCUUGGCCACUCGGAUACAUCCUCAGCGAAGAAUAAACCAUUACAUUGUUGUAACGCUGCCAAUCGCUUACAAGAAGAAAAAAAAACAAAAAGUCCCUCCACCGUUUUUAAGGAAGUAAACAAAAAGAACGUAAUAUAUUUUGCACAAAAAUUUGAACAAAUGCAAGAAAUGUUAAUACGAGAUUUAAGAGUGCUGCUUUUUCGGCGAAGACUAUUUCGUUUUUUUAGAGUCCAUUUCCAUUUACGUCCCGAAACUUAAGCAAUAAUUAAUUUUUAGUAUUUAUAAAAGGAAGAAAAAACUAAGAAAUCGAUAAUUUUUGGAGCCUUUACAAAAUUUAAUAAAAAAAACUAUUAUUUCGAUUUGAAUAGUUGUGAAAAGCAAUCUUUUAGAAUGGUUCCUAAUAGCUCAAAACGGUUGAUAUUAAUUAUAAGUUUCGUUCGGGUUUUCUUUUAGCGCCUAAUGAACAUUUGAAGAAAACGGAAAGCAGCGGUUGAAACAGCGCCUCGCAAUUGCAAAUAGGUCAACGAGGUCGAAGCAUACAUUUCGUUCAUAUCCAAGCAUAUCCAAAGAGAAUAAAAUAAAUAUAUUAUAUUACAUAUUCAUAAUAAUCUGUGCUCAUUUAAGUACAAUCAAAUAAUUUAGUGAUGAUAUUCUAUUUAUUAAGUCUAGUUAUGUAACAAGUGAACUUUAUUUUCGGUUUCCUUGAUGCAAACAUUCACUCACGAACGAUUUCACUUAUUGUUAAUUAUAUUUAUUCAAUGAUGAUAAUGCUAGUGAUAAAACAUUGAUAGUUAUAAAGUUUUAAACACAUAUUUUGUUGGAAAUGCGAAUUUUAAAGCGGAUUUUAAGAAAAGCCCUAUUUUCGAAAUGAAAUGGUUGGACUAAAUUAGGUUUUAGGAAGAUUUUUAGCCUUAUUUACAACACUUUCAACAUUAUUUAAUUGUAAGGUAAAGUUUUAAAAUGCAAAAUUCAAAUUGUUAAAAUUACUUGUGAUCAAAGCACUCGAGUUUGACGAUCGUAUGAAAACGUGAAAUUUAUAUUUUUGUAAUUAUUGUGAAAGUUUCACGUUUUCACAGACGAACGAUCGGACUUGGUGCAAAGUAACAUUAAAAUGCUGCCUCGAAAAUUCAUGCUUAAAAGCCAGUAACGGAUGAUGAAGUUGUUGGAAAGAAAGUACACUUGUUACCGAUGUUAUGUAAUUAAUCACCGAUGAUGAUGAUUCAGUUCGAUUCCUUUACUUUCUGGAAAGGGAUGGACCAACAUGCUCAGAGAAUAUUUAUAUUGUUUCAUUCUCCUGUUCGUUUAGCGCCGUCUACUAAUAAACAGAAGCAAUCAUUUUUUUAUUUUAGAGAAGAGAACAACGAUGAUUUUGAUGUUGUGGCUACAUACGUGUACAUAAUGUAAUUAACAGAGAAGAAAGCGAAGUAAUUUUGAAUGAAGAUGUUUUAUAUAAAUAUAUAUAUAUUGCAGAUAUAGCAAGUAUUAAAUAUUAAAUA
Molecule: messenger RNA, 2457 nt
Organism: Nicrophorus vespilloides
Lineage: Eukaryota; Metazoa; Arthropoda; Insecta; Coleoptera; Silphidae
Product: dual specificity protein phosphatase 15
Exons: 6
Coding region: 1-960 (319 amino acids)
Biological process (GO): protein dephosphorylation
Cellular component (GO): cytosol
Molecular function (GO): protein tyrosine/serine/threonine phosphatase activity
Source: RefSeq, a predicted model, not a curated record